AUGGCAGAGCUGCAAGAGAGCAAUGCAGCUAUGGCCUCCGGGGAGGAGACCGCCGCCCUGAUUGCCGAGAAAGUGGCCUUGAAGGAGACCGGACAGAUCGAAAUUGAAGCACUACGUCUCGACUGGGAACUGCUAGGAGUUCUGUAUCCACCAGCAACAACGUCUCUCGGAGCUGGAGCUUGCGAAGGCAUGGUUUCAACAUGGUAG
Molecule: messenger RNA, 207 nt
Organism: Durusdinium trenchii
Lineage: Eukaryota; Dinophyceae; Suessiales; Symbiodiniaceae
Source: the annotation of a GenBank genome assembly